AUGUUAUUUGGCGUUAAAUAUAACGAAUCCGCUACAGAAUAUGUAUGUAGGUAUCUCAAUCUGUUCAUAUCUAUCUACCGUAAUUGCCUAAUAUUUAUCUGUAUCUAUCUAUCUAUCUAUCUAUCUAUCUAUCUAUCUAUCUAUCUAUCUAUCGCAAUAUCUUCAUAUCUAUCUAUCAAUCGCAGUCUUAUCAAAUCUAUCGCAAUCUCUUCAGAUCUAUCUAUCUAUCUAUCAAACGUAAUCCCUUCAUAUCUAUCUAUCUAUCUAUCUAUCUAUCUAUCUAUCUAUCUAUCUAUCUAUCAGGAUCUUUUUACUUCUCUUUCUCUCCUCGAUGUAUCUCAGUCUGGUCAUAUCUAUCUAUCUAUCUAUCUAUCUAUCUAUCUAUCUAUGAUAUUAAACAAUUUCUUUAUGUCGUUAAUAUCUAUCUAUCUAUCUAUCUAUCUAUCUAUCUCCAAGAGCGCGCGAGAGCAGACACACACAUAUAUAAUUUAUUCGAAAAUUAUAGCAUAA
Molecule: messenger RNA, 510 nt
Organism: Acanthosepion pharaonis
Lineage: Eukaryota; Metazoa; Mollusca; Cephalopoda; Sepiida; Sepiidae
Source: the annotation of a GenBank genome assembly